Gongylonema pulchrum is the source of this 477-nucleotide messenger RNA. NCBI's taxonomy places the organism in Eukaryota, Metazoa, Nematoda, Chromadorea, Rhabditida, Gongylonematidae. The record is from the annotation of a GenBank genome assembly.
GCGACAGCUGUUCCACCACCAGAGCCAUGCACGUCAAGAGCCAAAAGCGAGCCAUUUAUUUUGCUAGAAGAGCAGAAAUAUGUGGUACCAACAUUUGAUCUGCAACGAAGGCUGGGCAAUGUAUUUGCACAGUUCAGAUAUCGAAAACUGUUCGAAAAAGAAUUCACCGUGGAGGGUUUUCUCAAUGGUGCAAUACAGGUUCUUCGUAACAGAGUUCAAGGGAGAAGCGCUGUCUUUGCUGUUUCAGUCGAUGAAGAAAGUGACUGUACAUUCGUUGUACAGUCUCUGUACAAGCGAAUUAUGACUGAAGAGGCUGUUAGUGAAUUGCAACAACGAUUUGAUCCAUUCGAUGAGGAUUACUUCAAACCAUUGAAUUUUUCGAUCAACGAUGUUAUCUGUUCAGUGAUCGAUUCCUCCUAUACAUGCGGCAAAAUGCAACCAGACAGUUUGUUUUCCUCAGAAUUUGUCGGGUUUUAG